Vicia villosa (hairy vetch) is the source of this 402-nucleotide messenger RNA. RefSeq lists its product as uncharacterized. Lineage: Eukaryota; Viridiplantae; Streptophyta; Magnoliopsida; Fabales; Fabaceae. The record is from RefSeq and is a predicted model, not a curated record. The transcript has 3 exons. Bases 1 to 402 code for a protein of 133 amino acids.
AUGGCUACUGUUGUGCAGGAAGAAAUAACUGGUAGAAAUGAUCAUGCGACUGCUAAUGCUCUUGAGGCAAUGACUCAGGUGAUGGCUCGAGCUAAUCAUAAUGCAGGAGCCGAUGAGUUUCAUGGAUUGGGAAAAUUAAAAAAGAAUAAACCGCCUACAUCCAAAGGAAGAUAUGAUCUUGAAGGUGCCCAGCUGAGUAUUGGUGGGAGAAUACCCACCAAAUUGGAGGCCGCUGGUACUGCUAUUAUUGGGGAUAACUUUAAGAAGGCGUUUUUGGACAAGUAUUUUCCAACAUAUGUUUGUAACCGUAAAGAGAAAGAAUUCUUGGAGUUGGGGCAGGGUAACAUGUUUGUGGCUGACUAUGUAGCCAAGUUUGAAGAGUUGUUUAGGUUUUAUCUGUAA